ACUUGUCAACAGUGUUAUUAAAAAUUCGUGAUCAAAAACUUAUUUUCAAUUUUAUAAUAUUGAAUGAUUAUUUAUCCCAAUUUCUAAGUUUUGUAUACCUUAUUUUCUUGUGUUAUAUGAAAUGGCUGGGACGUAUUAUUUUGUCAUUGUCGGUCAUUCUGAUAAUCCAAUAUUUGAAAUAGAUUUUAUUCCAGCCACCAAAGAAGUUAAGAAAGAGGACAACAGACAUUUAAAUCAGUUCAUAGCUCAUGCAGCUUUAGAUUUAGUUGAUGAACACAUGUGGAAAGUUACAAACACAUAUUUAAAAUCUGUUGAUAAAUUCAAUCAGUGGUUUGUUUCUGCAUUUGUUACAGCGAGCCAGAUGCGGUUUAUAAUAGUACAUGAUGCACGAAAUGAGGACGGUAUCAAGAAUUUCUUCACAGAUGUUUAUGAUGCUUAUAUAAAAUUGAUGCUAAACCCAUUCUACAAGGAAGAUACACCCAUAACAUUACCAGCUUUCGAGAAGAAAAUACAAUUUCUUGGCAAAAAAUAUUUAACAUAGUCAACUUAUAAUCAAACACUAUUUUUAAGACUAAUUUAUGUAAUUACAAUUAUAAGAGAUGUAAAUAUAUGUAUAAAAGUAUAUAAUAAAAAACAAAUUCAAU
Messenger RNA from Achroia grisella, 644 nucleotides. RefSeq names its product trafficking protein particle complex subunit 2 (gene Trs20). The record is from RefSeq and is a predicted model, not a curated record. Lineage: Eukaryota; Metazoa; Arthropoda; Insecta; Lepidoptera; Pyralidae. Bases 122 to 541 code for a protein of 139 amino acids. Gene Ontology annotation, biological process: endoplasmic reticulum to Golgi vesicle-mediated transport. Gene Ontology annotation, cellular component: cytoplasm; nucleus; TRAPP complex. The transcript is spliced from 3 exons.